Molecule: messenger RNA, 2248 nt
Organism: Coccinella septempunctata (seven-spotted ladybird)
Lineage: Eukaryota; Metazoa; Arthropoda; Insecta; Coleoptera; Coccinellidae
Gene: BTBD9
Product: BTB/POZ domain-containing protein 9
Exons: 12
Coding region: 160-2007 (615 amino acids)
Biological process (GO): adult locomotory behavior; circadian behavior; modulation of chemical synaptic transmission
Molecular function (GO): protein binding
Source: RefSeq, a predicted model, not a curated record
GUAAAAAUACCAGCAAUAUGUCAAAAUCACCUGCAUAAAUGCCAUAAAUUGACGGAUGUUUCACUGGAAGAAACUUCAUAUGAGAAAAGCUUUCAAUUAGUUAUGUUUUUUUAAUUUUAUUACUUUUUAAUCAUAUUGAUAACAAGAAGUCACAAUACUAUGAGUAGCCAAAAAUACCUAUCGAAUUCGGAAAGCCCAAAUCCAAGGCUUGGGGAUAUUGAGCAUUUAACGCAAUUAUCAGAAAAUUUAUCAGCACUUUGCAUGAGCCAUGAAUAUUCCGAUGUAGUUCUGAUAGUGGAAGGACAGCGGCUUCAUGCCCACAAGGUUAUCUUAGCCUCCAGAAGUGAUUAUUUUCGGGCUUUGUUGUAUGGUGGAUUGAAAGAAACAAAUCAGUCUGAAAUUGUGCUCUCAGAUGCCCCCCUCAAAGCAUUUAAGAUUCUGCUUAAAUAUAUUUACACAGGUCACAUGUACCUGAUGACCCUCAAAGAGGAAAUUAUUCUAGACACAUUAGGCUUAGCCAACCAGUAUGGCUUUGUGGAGCUUGAGUCGGCAAUUUGCGAUGUGCUACAGCAACUUCUUUCUUUGCGUAAUGUUUGUGCUGUUCUUGACACAGCGCAAGUUUAUGGACUUGACAAUCUUGUAAAAGUAUGUCAUAAUUUUAUGGAUAGACAUGCUUCUAAGAUUUUAGCGCACGAAUCUUUCCUUCAAUUGUCACAGUCUUCCCUUAUAGAUUUACUGAAAAGGGAUUCUUUCUUUGCACCUGAAGUAGAAAUAUUCCAAGGGGUUCUUAACUGGAGCAAAGCUAACGAAGACAUUGGGGAUAACGUCCUGAAAUGUGUUCGGUUACCACUAAUGACAGUCACACAGCUGUUAUCUGUUGUGAGACCUGCUAGCAUUGUUAAACCUGAUGCUUUGUUGGAUGCUAUCGCAGAAAGAACCAACGUUCGAUUGAGCAGCUUGCCUUAUAGGGGACAAUUAUUGAUAAACGAAAAUGUGCUUGGUCAUUGGUCGGAUUCCAAAGUCAUUGAAGGCGAAUUGAAGGAAUAUUUAUUAGAUGGAGACGUUACUUCUUAUGAUAUGGAGAGAGGUUAUACUAGACAUGCUAUAGUGGGACCAGGUGACACAGGAAUCAUCGUCAAGCUUGGUACCCCAUCUAUAAUUAAUCAUAUUCGAAUGCUUUUAUGGGAUAGAGAUUUAAGGUCAUACUCGUACUACAUUGAAGUCUCAAUGGAACAAAAAGACUGGGUUAGAGUGAUAGACUACAGCAGAUACUCCUGUAGAUCCUGGCAAAACUUAUAUUUCGAUAGCCGAGUAGUUCAGUAUAUAAGGGUAGUGGGAACACAAAACACUGUUAAUAAGGUUGUUUUUUCAAUGAAGGUAUUUCAUUUGGUGAACUUGGAGGCAUACUAUAGAACCGAAAUUCCAAAGUUAGUUGAUGGUAUCAUAUGUCCCAAUUACAAUGUAGCCACGUUGAAGAAAAGCGCUAUCGUUAUAGAAGGGGUGAGCCGUGCGCGGAAUGCCUUGUUGAACGGGGAUACUAAGCACUAUGAUUGGGACUCGGGAUAUACUUGCCACCAGCUGGGAUCUGGUUGUAUUCUGGUUCAAUUGGGACAACCUUAUAUAGUGUCUAGUCUCAGGCUACUACUUUGGGACUGUGACGAUAGAAGUUACAGUUAUUACAUCGAGACCUCCGUUGAUGUAUGGAGUUGGGAAACUUUGGUUGACAACACUCGCGAAAACUGUAAAUCCUGGCAAGUCAUUACCUUUCCUCCUAGACCUGUUCUGUUCAUCAAAAUUGUCGGAACCAAUAAUACUGCAAACGAGGUGUUCCACUGCGUUCAUCUAGAGUGUCCGUCCCAAGAAGAAGUCAGCCCUGCAGCUGCGACUGCAAAACCAUCCAGUUCGAAAGCUCAAAAAGAAAACCAAACAUCCGAAGUUUUGGCUCCCACUGAGACUGCUACAGAGGCAGAGGAAAUACCUCCACUGCUAGAAUUCAGAAAUGACUAACAAUAUGAAAAGUUGUUAAAAAUUCAUGUGAAUGAAUAAAAAAAUUGUUUUUUAGUAUCUAAAAACCUAAGGAUAUCUUUGCAUUUGCAUUAUUGGUUGUUCUGUUGAAACAGAGAAAAUAUUCGAUUUUACAAAAUGUUCUACUGAUCUUCGUUUAUCGGUUAACUGAUCUGCUUUAUUAUAAAUUUGAAUUGAUAUAAGUUAUGUACAUUUAAAUAGUUGAAUAUAUUAUUUGAUGUUU